Messenger RNA from Prunus mume (Japanese apricot), 1358 nucleotides. It is a transcript of the gene CXIP4, whose product is annotated as CAX interacting protein 4. NCBI's taxonomy places the organism in Eukaryota, Viridiplantae, Streptophyta, Magnoliopsida, Rosales, Rosaceae. Gene Ontology annotation, molecular function: zinc ion binding; nucleic acid binding. The record is from RefSeq and is a predicted model, not a curated record.
UAACUUGAUAUAUUGAUUCGGGUUAACUUUCCCCAAUCACAAAGUCCUUUCGUUGACGCUUUUGCUCUUCGAGAAGCUCCGCUUCGCCUCCGAUCAGGGUUUCACAGGGUUUGAUCUUCGAAUUUCAAAAUGCCUGCCACAGCAGGAAGGGUUCGCAUGCCCGCGAACAAUCGGGUGCAUAGUAGUGCUGCCCUUCAAACCCAUGGUAUAUGGCAGAGUGCAAUUGGGUAUGACCCCUAUGCACCCAACAAAGAGGACAACAAGACUUCUGCGCAACCCAAUUUGUCGAACUCUGAACCAGACGCUGAGAAUGCGUAUGCGAGCUUCCAGGGCCUCCUUGCGCUUGCCCGUAUAACUGGGUCCAAUGCUGAUGAGGCUCGUGGGGCUUGCAAGAGGUGUGGCCGUGUUGGGCACCUCAACUUUCAAUGCAGGAACUUUCUGAGUGUUAAGGAAGACAAGGAGAAAGACCCAGACACGAUUCAGGCUGAUGUUGCGUCUGAAUUGGGUAAGUUGAAGAGGAAGCUGGGUAGGACAAAUGGGAAAAACGUGACUGAGAGUGAAGAAAGUGAGGAUGAGGAUGAAGACAGUGAGAGUUCAGAUUCAGAUUAUGAUUCAGAGAUUGAGAAGAUCAUUGCUCAAAGAAAUGGGAAAAAGGCCGGUAGAAAGGAUUCUAAAAAGAAGAAUGAAGACUCAGAUGGUGAUGGGUCAGAUACGGAUUCCGGGGAAAGGAAGAAGAGAGGAAGGUCAAAGAAGAGGAGUAGCAAGAGGAAAUACAAUGAUGAUUCAGAUGAUUCAGAUGAAGGUAGGAAGAAAAGAAGGAAGGAAAAGCGGAGGAAGAGGGAUGAGUCCUCAGACGAGGAUGGUGAGCGCCGGCGGCGGCAUAGGAAGAGUAGGAAGGAGAAGAGGAGGAGAAGUCAUCGGUAUUUGGAUGAUUCUGAAUCUGAUUCGUCUGAAGAUUCUCAUUCUCGUAAACACCGCAGUCGGAGGAGCAGAAAGGCAGUCACACCAUCUGAUUCUGAUGAUGAUUCACGGGUAGGUAGGGGCAGGAAGCGAUCUGAGAAGAAGAGCCGGAAGCGCCAUCAUGAGGAUGAUGAAUAAAUCGAUCUAGGAAUGGUCUCAAACUGUGUACCCCAGGAAGCCAGCUUGAAUCUAUUUAGUUUGCAACAAUAUGCUAUUGCAACCUUUGUAUUGAUUCUGUUCAUUUGCUUGGACAUGCUUCUGUUGUAUUUUGCUGUUUUGCUUUAUGAGAUGAAACUAUCACUUUGCUUAUUGGAAGUUUGAACGUUUCUGGUAUUAGUUCAUUCGAUCUUGUGCCGUUUUCUUGUGUGAACUAUUAUUUCAUCCUACUCUUUGAAUGA